Pogoniulus pusillus (Red-fronted tinkerbird) is the source of this 1351-nucleotide messenger RNA. It is a transcript of the gene ABHD11, whose product is annotated as abhydrolase domain containing 11. The record is from RefSeq and is a predicted model, not a curated record. Gene Ontology annotation, cellular component: mitochondrion. Gene Ontology annotation, molecular function: carboxylic ester hydrolase activity. The transcript has 6 exons. Lineage: Eukaryota; Metazoa; Chordata; Aves; Piciformes; Lybiidae. The coding region runs from base 112 to 1011 and encodes 299 amino acids.
CCGCGCGCCGCCGCCGGGGCUGCCGCCGCCAUCACGAUCCGCAGGUCACUCCGCGCCCCCGCCUCGGCGGGACGGCUGAGCUUCCGCCCGCCGCUUGCCGCCGCUGCCAUCAUGAUCCGCAGGUCACUCCGCGCCCCCGCCUCGGCGGGACGGCUGAGCUUCCGCCCGCCGCUUGCCGCCGCUGCCACCACCGCCCGCUCCGCGGUGACGGCGGUGCCGCUGGCACACGCGGAGGUGCCGGGCCGGGAGGACCUCCCGCCGCUGGUGAUGCUGCACGGCCUCUGCGGCAACCGCACCAACUUCCAGACCGUGGCCAAGACGCUGGUGCGGCGCGGCAGCGGCAAGGUGCUGACGGUGGACGCUAGGAACCACGGCAGCAGCCCCCACAGCCCGCUGAUGACUUACGAAGCCAUGAGCCUGGAUGUGCAGCACCUCCUGACGCACCUGGGCAUCACCAAGUGCAUCCUCCUAGGACACAGCAUGGGGGGCAAGACGGCAAUGACGCUGGCCUUGCAGAGGCCUGACCUGGUGGAGCGCCUCAUCUCUGUGGACAUCAGUCCUUCCAUAAGCACAUCUGUCUCUGAAUUCUCUGCCUACAUCUCUGCCAUGAAGUCUCUGAAGAUCCCGGAUGGCCUGUCCCGCUCUGCUGCCCGCCAGCUGGCAGAUGAUCAGCUGAGUUCGGUGAUCCAGCUCCCGGGGCUGAGACAGUUCCUGCUCACCAACCUGGUGGAGGUGGAGGGUCGUCAUGUCUGGAGGGUGAACCUGGAGGCAAUUUCCAACCACCUGGCAGAUAUCAUGAACUUCCCUGUCUUCCAUAAGCCAUAUCUUGGCCCUGUGCUCUUCUUGGGAGGAUCCAACUCACCCUAUAUCAGCUCCAAAGACUACCCAGAGAUCCAGCGCCUCUUCCCCAGGGCUGAUAUCCAGUACAUUGAAGGUGCAGGCCACAUAGUCCACCAGGAUAAAUUUGAAGAGUUCAUCACUGCUGUCUCCAAGUUCCUGCUACAACCUUAGUGCUGAGGUCUCUGCAAGCACAAUGUGGGAGCGAGCUGAGAAGCUCCAGGCAGUGAUGUGAAGCUCAGACUGGACCAGCUGACCAUAUUGCUACCCAGUCCUGCCUGUGAGGCUUUCUCCCACCCCAGGUCACCUGGAGCCAGAGCAGAGAGGCUCUUUCAUCCUGCUGAGCAUUCCCGCUACCUCACAGGGUGGCACUGACCCAAGGCAAUGUCCUGCCUGCAUCUGGAAGGCAGGGAGGGGACAGAAAAACCCUCUCACUCUCCAGACCACUUGCUGGUGAAUCUGGCUAUGACUUUGCAGAAUUUAAAUAAAGGUGAAUUCAUGCCAAGGCAGAAAA